Striga asiatica is the source of this 1562-nucleotide messenger RNA. The record is from the annotation of a GenBank genome assembly. Lineage: Eukaryota; Viridiplantae; Streptophyta; Magnoliopsida; Lamiales; Orobanchaceae.
GCACCGUGCAGCUGCAUAUUUAUGGAAGCAAACAAAACUUCCAAAACAACCAAACCCAAAGGUUUUCGUCUCGAAUCAAUCAUUAUCUUGUAAAAUUAUGGACUCAUCGACCACAGCUGCCGACCACGACGAUCCACCGGCAGAGAACGACGCCGACUCGACGGUCCUCGACCUGACGGGCUGUCAGCUGCGGGAUCUUGGCUCGGUCGAGCUACCGCCUACUCUGACGGAGCUGGACCUGACAGCAAACCGGUUGACGGCGUUAGACCUCCGUAUUUCACAGCUCUCCAAUCUCAAGAAGCUCUCUCUGCGUCAGAACCUCCUCAACGAUGAAGGCGUCCUCCCUCUGUCCACGUCGCAUUCUAUCUCCGCUCUCCAGGAGCUAGUGUUGAGGGAUAAUCAGUUGAAGAAAAUUCCAGAUGUUACCAUAUUCAGAAUGCUCCUGGUCUUCGAUGUCUCAUUUAAUGAGAUCUCUUCACUUAGUGGGCUAUCCAAGGUGGCAAACACGCUUAAAGAGCUUUACGUGUCGAAAAAUGAAGUGGCAAAGAUAGAAGAGAUUGAGCACUUCUCUGAGCUGCAGAUUCUCGAGCUUGGAUCGAACAAAUUACGGGUGAUGGAGAAUCUGCAAAAUUUAUCAUCCUUGCAAGAACUGUGGCUCGGGCGCAAUCGUAUCCGAGCCAUUAACCUUUGCGGGUUAAAAGGUAUUAAGAAGCUCAGCCUUCAAAGCAACCGUUUGACUUCAAUUGCUGGAGUUGAGGAAUGUGUUGCACUAGAAGAAUUAUACUUGAGCCAUAAUGGAAUUGCGAAAAUGGAAGGCUUAUCUUCUUUAGUCAACCUACGGGUCCUGGAUGUGGCAUCUAACAAGCUCACAGAAAUAAAUGACAUCGAGAACUUGACAAAAUUAGAAGAUCUUUGGCUUAAUGACAACCAAAUACCAUCACUGAACAACAUAGCUGAAGCCGUUGCUGGUGCCAGGAACAGUCUCACUACCAUUUACCUCGAGCGCAAUCCAUGUGCAAAUUCUCCAAGCUAUAUCUCUACUUUGAAACAAAUAUUCCCCAACAUUCAGCAAAUUGAUUCUGAAAUCUUUUCAUAGAGCUUUUGGGCGAAAAUUAUUUUCUUUUAGCAGAGGAUAAUUGUGCUGCCACCAAAAUUGGAAAAAAAUAAAAUAUAUGACCAUUGUAUGCAUAUGUUGCUGAUGCUUGAGGUGACGUGAUGAUGCAGCCUGCAAUUGAAAUUCAAGGCUAGGACGAAUCCAAAGGCAACUAACUAUUCUAACUCAUCAACAUGUGUUUUUUCCUGAGGUCAGUGCCAAAAUAGAGUUUUUAACGAGUUUAAUGAAGUGAUUAUAAGAAUCUCACCUUCAGGCUUCAUGUGAGGAGAUAUUUUUGUAGUAAUUCUCUGAUUUUAAAACACAAUUCCGGAGGGCAACACUAGUUUCUGCAGUUGAGCGGGUCUUUCAGAAUUUGAUUAUUAUAUCGAUGAAGUGGAUGAAGUAAGAAGCUAUUGAGCUUAUAACCGCUUUGUUGUUUUUUAAGUUGGUGAUUGUCUCUAAUGAUUAG